GCUCAAGAAAAAACUAAAAGCACAUUAUUCAUUCUCAAUCUUCCAUUUCUCAGUCAGGACUCAGGAUCAGUAUUCCCAGGGAAGAUUUAGUAAGAUCGGGCAAAAAAAUGUCUUCGAUAUUUGGAAGAGUAAUAAGUUCAGCAUCAGCAUUAGCAUGUAGAAACAAUCCAAACGAAUUAGAUGAUGAACUCUUCGAAGAAGAACCAGGUGAAGAAAUUGAAUCUGCACCUCCUCUUAAAAUUGGGCAAGAAAGAGUUAUCAAUAAAAAAACUCAGCUCAAGAAGAAGCUUCUCAAAUUAGGUCUUGGCUGGGAAAGUCCUGAAUUCGGCGAUGAAGUUACUCUUCAUUAUGUGGGUACUUUACUCGAUGUAACUAAGUUUGAUUCGAGUAGAGAUGAAGGAGGAGAGCCUUUGUCCUUUAAGCUUGGUCAUGAUAAAUAUUUGGAUGGGUUAAAUGAUGGGAUAAUUACGAUGAAGAAGGGUGAAGUUUCGUUGUUUACAUUGCCAUUUGAUUCCUGUAAUGGUAAUACCAUAAAUGGGAAGGAAAUUCCUCCAAACUGUGACAUUCAGUAUGAGGUAGAGCUGGUGUCUUGGAUUACGGUGGUGGAUAUUUGUAAAGAUGGUGGGAUAAUUAAGAGAAUUUUGGAGAAAUCUGAAAGAAAUGAGCAGCCGGGUGAUCUUGAUGAUGUUCUGGUGAAGUACCGUGUUAUGUUGGAUGAUGGUUCAGUUGUUGCGGAAACACCAGAAGAAGGAGUGGAGUUUCAGAUAAAUGAUGGUCAUUUCUGUCCGGCAUUUCCGAAAGCAAUAAAGACAAUGAAAAGGGGAGAGCGUGUAAACUUAUUAGUUCAAGCUCAGUAUGCCUUCGGAGAGAAAGGUCGUGAUGCUAACCAUGGAUUCCCUGCCAUUCCAUCAAAUUCCACUUUGACUGUUGAUCUCAAGUUGAUAUCUAUUAAACAUGUGAUUGAUCUUACCGGUGAUUCCAAGGUAGUAAAAAAGAUACUGAAGGAAGGAGAAGGCAGCCAUACUGCAGAUGAAGGAACUCCUGUUACGGUUAGGUAUACUGCCAAACUGGAAGAUAAUACUGUUUUCGAGAAAAAAGGUUUAGAUGGAGACUUGCCGUUGGAAUUUGUCACUGACGAAGACCAAGUGAUUGCUGGGUUAGACCUAGCAGCAGCGACAAUGAAAAAGGGCGAACUGUCGAUUGUGACAGUUAAACCCGACUAUGGGUUUGGGAGCACUGAAGUUAAAAAGGAUCUUGCCAUUGUUCAUCCAUGUUCAACUGUCAUAUAUGAAGUAGAAAUGGUUGAUUUUACCAAGGCAAAAGCACCUCGGGAGAUGAAUAAUCGCGAGAAAAUAGAGACAGCUGAGAAGAAGAAAGAAGAAGGCAACACAUUAUUUAAGAGCGGCAAGUAUCAAAAAGCUUCAAGAAGAUAUGACAAGGCUGUGGACUACAUUACGGUAGAUGGAACCUUUUGGGAUGAUGAGCAACAGCAUGUGGAUUCUUUAAGAGUGUUGUGCUGGCUAAAUCAUGCUGCAUGCUGCCUCAAACUCAAUAACUAUCCAGAAGCAAUUGAGUUAUGUUCAAAGGUGCUAGAUGUUGAAUACCACAAUGUGAAGGCUUUGUAUAGACGAGCACAAGCUUAUAUGAAAACUGCAGACUUUGACCUGUCCGAGUUAGACAUAAACAAAGCACUUGAAGUUGAUCCCGACAACAGAGAGGUCAAAAUAUUACAUAAGACAUUGAAGCAACUUCGAUCCGAGAGUAACAAAGGAGAUGCAAAGCUCUAUACAAACAUGCUUACACGGAUGAGAGAGGACUCGACUGUAGUAUCCAAGUAGCCUCCGUUCUUUGGAAUUUUUCAUGAAAUUACGCACACAAGUGUUUGGUGGAUGACUUGUUGACAUUUCGUGUUGAUCUUCAAAUAUUUUCCCUGAUCAGAGACAGAAGGUUGAAAAAGCAGAGGUUGAAGAAAUGAGUGAGGUUGCACAGAAGGAAAUAGAACAGGCUGCAGGGAGUUUAGGAGGUGCAGACGUUGAACAAACCAUGGACGUCUCAGCUCCCCCACAAUGCAUAUCUUAAUACCAUUUUAGAUUGUGGUUCAUCCUGUACUUAAAUUUUUGUAUGGCAAUCAGUACUGAUCACUAAAAUCAGAUCCACAUGAAUGGGUCAUAUCUGUCGGUUUACUUGUACACAAAAGAGUUUACAGUUGCCAAUAUUUAUAUGACCAAAUCAAAAUACGAGGUAUAGCUUGAUAGAACA
Papaver somniferum (opium poppy) is the source of this 2259-nucleotide messenger RNA. RefSeq names its product 70 kDa peptidyl-prolyl isomerase-like. The record is from RefSeq and is a predicted model, not a curated record. Bases 108 to 1838 code for a protein of 576 amino acids. The transcript has 13 exons. Gene Ontology annotation, molecular function: protein binding; peptidyl-prolyl cis-trans isomerase activity. NCBI's taxonomy places the organism in Eukaryota, Viridiplantae, Streptophyta, Magnoliopsida, Ranunculales, Papaveraceae.